AUGGCCCAUCUCCAGAACCUCGGCUUCGACGAGUUUGUAGAGUUCUCCGACGCGAGAAGUCGCUAUCUCGUUCUUGGCCCAUACAGAGAAAUAUCGAAACAAUUUUUGGGGGUCGCCAAACUCAUGGAUAUUGAAAUACCCGAACUACAAGCCAUCCCCGAGGAUUCAGGGGAGGAUACUGACGGUGAUAAUUACAUCAAGGAGCAGACAAAGCGAUUUGACAGCAUUGUGACUUUUCAUGAAUAUAAUCCAAUGCUGGGCGAGACUGCGGUCGAUAGAGCCAGCUUCAUUAAGGAACAUUUCAAGUAUAUUAAACAACAUUUGCGGAAACUACAAACCAUCCCUAAGGAGCCGGAGGGGAAUUCUUGCGAUGGGGACACUUACGAUCAGUAA
Messenger RNA from Microdochium trichocladiopsis, 393 nucleotides. RefSeq lists its product as uncharacterized. The record is from RefSeq and is a predicted model, not a curated record. The transcript is spliced from 2 exons. Bases 1 to 393 code for a protein of 130 amino acids. Lineage: Eukaryota; Fungi; Ascomycota; Sordariomycetes; Xylariales; Microdochiaceae.